This is a messenger RNA of Lachnellula hyalina, 1353 nucleotides long. RefSeq names its product Alpha-L-rhamnosidase. Bases 1 to 1353 code for a protein of 450 amino acids. The record is from RefSeq and is a predicted model, not a curated record. Gene Ontology annotation, biological process: carbohydrate metabolic process. The transcript is spliced from 4 exons. Gene Ontology annotation, molecular function: polygalacturonase activity. NCBI's taxonomy places the organism in Eukaryota, Fungi, Ascomycota, Leotiomycetes, Helotiales, Lachnaceae.
AUGAGUUCUUGUCUACCAUCCUUCAUUUCCGAUCUUGAUUCGGGUGUCCAAAACCAGUUCUGGACGAAGAUGCUUUCCCCAAGCACAGCGCUAUUAGUGGCAGUCUUUCUAUCUUUCUUCACUCUUGUCGAGUCCGCGGGCAGCACAGCAGAGUAUAGAAGAGUCUGCACGGUACGUCCAUGCAGAGAUGGCUCGGACGAUGCACCCGCAGUACUGCGGGCCUUUGAAGAGUGUGGCAAUCAUGGUAGAGUGGAGUUCUUGAAUGAAACAUAUCAUAUCGAGUCCAUUAUGAACAUCAGCGGUCUCAACGACGUGGAGAUUGAUUUGAAAGGGACUUUAUUAUGGGGAACGAAUAUUACCUACUGGUUGAAUAACUCCAUGCCAAUGGGCUACCAGAACCAAUCUACAGCUUGGAUUCUUGGCGGUGAUAGGAUAUCCUUCCAAGGGCACGGCUAUGGGACUAUCAAUGGAAAUGGACAGGUCUGGUAUGACUUCAUCAAGGGAGCGAGUAAUUACCCCAGGAGACCGCAUGCCAUUACGGUAUACGGCACGACGAACUCGGUUUUUGAAGGCUUGAGAUUCGUGCAGAGUCAGAUGUGGACCAUGACAGUAAUCCACAGCAGCAACGUCCUUCUCCAGGAUAUCUAUGUCUCCAGUAUAUCCAAUUCCUCGACGUCAACCGUUAACACCGACGGUUGCGACACCAUCUAUGCCAACAACAUCACCUUCCACCGCUGGGAAGUCCACAACGGCGACGAUGGCAUCUCGCCCAAAGCAAACUCGACCAACAUCCUCGUCACAAACUCAACGUUCAUCGGCGGUGCCGGUUUGGCACUCGGCAGCAUCGGACAGUACAAGGGCGUGUUUGAGACCAUUGAGAACUUCACAGCUAGGGAUUGCGUGUUCAUAAACACAACACAUGCCGCGUACCUGAAGACGUGGACCGGUGAGCAGGUUGGCUAUCCUCCAAACGGAGGUGGUGGAGGAAUUGGAUAUAUCAAAAACGUCCUCCUAUCCGCCUUCACCCUCUCCAAGGUCCGUCAAUUCCCAAUGAGCAUCACGCAAUGCAUAAACUUCGCCGGCGCCGCCGGGAACUGCUCCUCGUCCCUCUUCGCCAUCUCCAACUUCUCGUUCCUAGACAUCAAAGGCACCGUGCAACAAGAGCCCAUCGUGAGUCUGCAAUGCAGCGCUGUGGCGCCCUGCGUAAACACGACGGUAGAGGAUGUAUCGGGGUUGGAGCUGGUGAACGGGACGCGUAUGAGGCAAUAUGAUUGUGAUAAUGCGCUGGGGACGGUGGGGUUUAAUUGUACGGGACAUACGUGUGGGAUGGCUAGCGGGGAUGGGACUUGUUGA